AUGAGCAAUAAUUAAUUGGAAUAGAGUGCUGGGUCUAAAGCAAUGCCUAAGAUUAAAUUUAAUUUGAAGGAUUAUGACGACUCUGAUUCAGAUGAAGAAGUUAAGAAAUUAUAAAUGAAAUACCUAAAGAAGAGAUGA
This is a messenger RNA of Paramecium octaurelia, 138 nucleotides long. Lineage: Eukaryota; Ciliophora; Oligohymenophorea; Peniculida; Parameciidae. The record is from the annotation of a GenBank genome assembly.